AUGAGUGAACCAACUUAUAUUCUUAGCACCGUACCGCCAUACUCCAGCGGACAAAAUGCUACGAUUCCCCAGAUUGCAGCAGCUCCCUACAGAUAUUUCCAGGGCGCCGACCUCGCCUGGAUGAUGAUGUCCAGUGCCCUUGUUCUUCUGAUGAUACCGGGAAUCGCUCUCUUCUAUUCAGGCGUCUCCAAAAGCCGGUUUGCACUCUCACAGGCCUGGCUGCCCAUCAUGAGUACCGCCAUAGUGGGACUUGAGUGGUAUCUCUGGGGCUAUUCGAUCGCCUUCUCAAACUCGCCUUCCUCCCGCGUCUUCUGGGGAAGCACAGAUGGCAUCGCCCUCCACAACGUACUUUUCCGUCCAGUACGCUCAAGUGGGGAUCUGCAAACCGAGAGUCCCGUGAUUCCAGAACUGGUCUAUGCCCUUUUCCAGGGCAUGUUCGCAUGCUUUACAGCGUCUUUGGUCAGCGGUGCGGCAAUCUGCAAAGAUCGUCCCGGCCAUUUUCUGGUCUUUAUCCUCCUUUGGACCACAUUCGUUUACAAUCCGAUUGCGCGAUGGACAUGGAACCCUGAAGGAUGGUCGCACAGGAUAGGCGCCCUUGACUUUGCUGGAGGUACAGCAGUGCAUAUUUGCGCCGGCGCGACCGUGCUUGCACAUUCGGUAUAUCACCGUUGCCUUCCCAAGGUAGAGGAGUUUUUAGAGCGAAUCCUCGGCGGACCCAGAGAUCCGGCAGGGCCGCCAACGAACAGUUCGAAUAGUGUCUCUGCGGACCGGACAUUAGGCUCCGCACAUCCCCGUGAAGCAGAUCAACCGGGACAGGACCCCUCACACAACGUGGAAAACGUUUUACUUGGUACUCUCCUACUCUGGAUUGGUUGGUUUGGCUUCAACGGCGGUUCUGCCCUAGGGGCCAACCUCAGAGCAGUCUCCGCAUGUGUUUCAACUCAUCUCUCCGCUUGCGCUGGGGGUGUUACUCUAUGCAUCCUACAGUUACUCCGGGGACCCGUCGCGCCUGGCCGUGCCAGAGACCGUACCGAGGAUGCCAGCGUUUUCAUGUGGUCAAUAGUCGAGUUCUGUAAUGGCGCAGUCGUUGGUCUGAUUUGUAUUACUCCAGCUGCUGGCUACGUUCCGCAUCAAAUCUCCCCAGUUUUCGGUAUCAUUGGCGCUUUGAUCUGCUCGCAUAUGACGUUCGUCAGCGUAAAGCUUGGUGAUACCCAUGGGAUUAUCGUUUACCACGGUGUCGGAGGUUUGAUAGGCAUGUUCCUGACCGGCUGCUUCGCGAGAAAGAACGUCGCGCAUCUUGAUGGGUUCACCAAUAUCAAUGGUGGCGGAUGGGAUGGGCACUGGAUAACACUGGGUUGGCAAAUAGCCGAUGCUCUUGCUGGUAUGGGGUGGGCCUUUACCAUUACUCUUGUCAUUCUUCUUCUGCUCGAACCUUUUAUGUAUCUCUCGAGGAGCAAGCGAGCUCGCUAUCCAAUAGUGCAAGGGGACAAGCUUACGGAUGAGUGGACCAUACAGGAGGCAGUGGAAAUGUCUGAAGUUCCCUCAAGGCGGACUCUUCCCCGCUAA
Messenger RNA from Endocarpon pusillum Z07020, 1566 nucleotides. RefSeq lists its product as uncharacterized. The transcript is spliced from 5 exons. The record is from RefSeq and is a predicted model, not a curated record. Gene Ontology annotation, cellular component: plasma membrane. Gene Ontology annotation, biological process: ammonium transmembrane transport. Gene Ontology annotation, molecular function: ammonium channel activity. The coding region runs from base 1 to 1566 and encodes 521 amino acids. NCBI's taxonomy places the organism in Eukaryota, Fungi, Ascomycota, Eurotiomycetes, Verrucariales, Verrucariaceae.